Messenger RNA from Thlaspi arvense, 2942 nucleotides. NCBI's taxonomy places the organism in Eukaryota, Viridiplantae, Streptophyta, Magnoliopsida, Brassicales, Brassicaceae. The record is from the annotation of a GenBank genome assembly.
AACGACGUGGUUUUCAAUCGGAACUACGUCCUAAUCCUCUUCCUCUCCUCCUCCUUCUCUUUACUGUAUCUCGUCUCCGUUGAAGCAGCAAAGGAAAUAACGAAACUCCAUCAUGAACCAUGGAUCUGAAUCCAUCCUCUUAAUGGAGUUCCAUAGUGAAUAAAGAUCCUCCGAGCUCCAAUGGAGCUCCGGUAGCGAUUCUCGGAAUGGUUGGAAGCUGCAAAUCCACAAAGGGGAUAUCUGUGGCGGUUAUUGACGGCAACGCCGUCGUUGAAGGAGGCUAGAGGUUGACCAAAUUUGCCGAAAAAGUCGUAACCGUCCCUGAAGUACUCUCCGAUAUUCGAGGCCCUGCUUUUCGCCCUCAUCCCCUUGACUAUCGAAACCAUGGAACCUUCUCCUGAAUUUCUCAGUAAAGUUAUUAAAUUUGCUAGAGCUACUGGUGAUUUGCAGAACUCUCUCUGAUAUUGAUCAAACUCAAACUACCAUAAGCUUGAGGGUAAGAUGGUAGUGGAAGGAAUAGAUGCAUCCCAGGACGAAUACGAUGAUGAAGAUGAGUAGCAGAGAAUUAUUUAGGAGAAAGAACAUUUCAAUGUUGAGGAAGAAAGAAGCUGACAAAGCUGGUAACUUGAUCAGGUCUCUAAAGACGCUGAUGAAAAGUGUGCAAAGGAUAAUCGAAAUGGUGAUGAGGAGCUUUUGUCCAUCUUAAAAGAUAUGAGGUUGGAGGAAGAUUCAUCAAAGGCUCUCCAAGACGAAUGCUGAAGCAACUUUGAGCAAUGGUGAGGAUGAUACCGAUCAUAAUAUUGAAGUGGAAGCUGAGGGGAUCGAUGUUGCUAGUGAGGCUGGGGAUACCGGAUACCUUUGAGGCACCAUCGAUGGCGGAUGAUGGUAGCAGCAAGCAGAGCUGGUCGUUGAGAGCCUUAUCUGAGUCCAGUGUAGCUUGUACAACCGGUGACUAUGCGAUGCAAAAUGUUAUUUUUCAAAUGGGUUUGCGUUUGCUUGCACCCGGUGGUAUGCAGAUCCGCCAACUAAAGACGUGGAUUUUGCAAUGCCAUGCUUGCUACACAUUAACUCCUGAACUAGGAAGAGACUUCUGUCCCAAGUGCGGUAAUGGCGGCACUUUACGCAAGGGAGCGGUCACAAUAGGCGAGAAUGGCACCAUCGUAUUCCACUACGAGGGACCAAAAGACGCAAUCACCAAGAAUCUGGUUCCAACUGCUUCAAAAGUUUCUUCGUCGCAAUUCCAAGAAGAACCGUACACUUACGGGGUUGAACUUCAUGGGCUCGCCCAGAGCUUCAUUCGAGAAGGAGGUGUGGCAAGAUUUAGAAGCGAUCCAUGGAACACGAAGAAUGACGCAGAGGAAGGAAGUGACAAUCUGACUUACGUCCGGUAUAACCUUAGUGUAACAAGUCAGGAAGUCUCCUACGUCUUCCGUAUCACCAAUCACUCCUUCUUUUCUAUUUUGAGGAUUGAUAAUAACGGCCAGUUGAAGCGAUCCACGUGGCUUCAAGCGCGAAAACUGAAAGUGCGAACGUUUCCAGAUGACGCGUGUGGAGGGUACAAUUUGUGCGGGGCUAAUGCACUCUGUGACAGAGACAAUUCACCAAAUUGCCGCUGCGUCACCGGAUUUCAGCCGAGGGACGAGGAAUCAUGGGGCUUUCACGACUGGACAGGUGGGUGUGUGCGGAAGACACCGUUGAACUGCUUCGGAGAUAGGUUUGUGAGGCUUAUCGAAAUGAAGUUGCCAGAUGCCUCAGAGUCUAUUGUGGACAGAAGAAUUAGGCUGAAGGAAUGCAGGGACAAGUGUCUUGGGAACUGCAAUUGUACAGCGUAUGCAAACACUGAUAUGCAAAAUGGCGGAUCAGGCUGUGUGAUUUGGGUCGGAGGGCUCCUCGAUCUCCGCAAGAACAACUUUGCCGGCCAAGAUCUUUAUGUCAGACUGGAAGCCGCUGAUGCAGCGGCAGCAGAGGCAACGAAACAUACUAAAAUGAGUACAAUAGUCUUAGUGCUGAUUAUUGGAGUCGGUGUUGUGCUUCUUCUUGUGGGUUUCGUCACUGUCGUAUUGGUCUGCUGUUGGAAAAGAAAGAAGAGGCCAACGAGAGCGGCUGAAGCAGCACCUAUCGGUAUUCUUGGGACGUUACUUGACGGACAAGCAAUCGCAGUUAAGAGACUGUUGAAAAGUUCAGCUCGAGGGAUCCAAGGGUUCACCAAUGAGGUGCAACUGAUCACGAGUGUUCAACAUAUUAACCUUGUCCAGGUUCUUGGUUAUUGCUUUGAGGGUGAUGAAAUGCUUAUAGUCUUUGAGUUCCUGGAAAACUCAAGCCUCGAUACCUAUAUUUUCGGUUACUGCCAAAUGUGGAGGAACUGGAAGGAAGGAAAAGGCCUGGAGAUGGUAGAUCCGGUUAUCGUAGACUCGUCAUCAACGCCAGAGGAGGUUCUAAGGUGCGUACAGAUUGGUCUCUUGUGUGUUCAAGAUUCUGCAGAGGACAGACCGGCGAUGUCGUCUGUGAUUUUGAUGCUCACAAGCGAGAGAACACAGAUGGAUCAGCCCAGACCUCCCGGUUUUUGCGUCUUAAGAAGUCGGUUUGAGAUUGGUUCCUCAUCAACAAAUCAGCCAAACCAAGGAACAUGGACCGUGCCCGAAGUAACCAACUCGUUGAUUGAAGGUCGUUAAUGUAACGACAUGAUGAUUGUGUCGGAUAUCUUAUGCUGCAUUAGAACACUUUGAAAGAAUAAGCAGUGAUAAAAGACUUUUUUUUAUCCUUUUGUAAGGUUUUUUUUGUUUGGUUUUUAUGGAUUAAGGGAGCUUACUUACAUUAAUCUUUUUUUCUAAAAGCCACCCUUAUUGGAUGUGGAAUUGUUUUAUGUUUUCUAAAAUUUCAUGUUAUAUUGGAUAUAAAAUUCUUUUCAACUAAUCUUUAUACUUAUAAAGCACAAGUCAGGC